ACAAUUUCCACGCAUUAAAGACCCCUUUAGACCAAUAAUUGAAUCAUUUUCUAAUAUUUUAGUUUUUAAUACGUAUAAUAUUAAAUAUCUUAUACAAAAAAAGUUAAAUUAACUUUUUAGUUUUAUUAAUGAAUUGUCGGUAUUUAAAAUUCCGACCCUUUUGAAAGUCAGGGAAUGCGGCAGUGUCGUUGUACCGGGAGUUCGUCAGAGACGGCUGAUGACACCUGACGCCGCCUUUUACUUAAAUAAUCGGAACGUAUCGGCCUAGAAUUUUAUCUUUAAACAUGAUCCCGGAGCUGUCCAACCCCUCGGUGUGUAUGAAAGACCCUCAGCGGGUAAAAGACAUCCUGCAGUCCAUGGUGAAGGCUGGUUCUAACACCCUGCAGGUGAUUUCAGAUUUUGACAUGACCUUAACGAGGUUCUCACACAACGGGAAAAGGUGUCCCACCUGUCACAAUAUUCUUGACAACAGCAAAGUCAUCUCUGAAGACUGCAAACAGCAGCUGGAUCAUCUUCUGAAGACCUACUAUCCCAUCGAGAUCGAUUCUACUCGCUCCGUAGAAGAAAAGCUCCCUUUAAUGGUGGAAUGGUGGACCAAAGCUCACGAUCUCCUGGUGGAGCAGAAGAUCCAAAAGAAUCUGCUGGCGGAGGCCGUGAGCGAGUCGGAGGUCAUGCUGAGGGAGGGCUUCCAGCUCUUCUUCGACCACCUGCACGAGCACAGCAUCCCUCUGCUCAUCUUCUCCGCUGGAAUCGGAGACAUCCUGGAGGAGGUGAUCCGGCAGGCCGGAGUGUUCCACUCCAACGUCAACGUCUUCUCCAACUACAUGGACUUUGACGAGUCUGGGGUUCUGAGGGCCUUCAAGGGAGACCUGAUCCACAUUUACAACAAGAGAGAAGGAGCUCUGCUCAACACGGGACACUUCCAGGAGCUGCGGACGCGCCCCAACGUGCUGCUGAUGGGAGACUCUCUGGGGGACCUGUCCAUGGCUGACGGGGUCCAGGACAUGGAGAACAUCCUCAAAAUCGGGUUUCUCAACGAUAAGGUGGAGGAGAGGAAGCAGGCGUAUUUGGACUCGUAUGACAUCGUGUUGAUUAAAGAUGAAACCUUGGAAGUCCCCAACGCCGUUCUCCUGCAUCUCACCGGCAAUAAAUGAACAUCUCCCAUCCUGUGGACUCUCCGGGAUCGACUUUUCGUGUCUGAGUCCGAUCGGCUCCAAAACCUUUCUUCUCAACUCACAUCCUCACCGUGUGGCGUCCCAGCAACGCACAAACGCCACACGUCCCGCGUGUUUGUGGCAACAGAUGUUUUUACAUCUUUUUUAAUAAAAUGUCAUGAAAAAGUAA
This is a messenger RNA of Oryzias melastigma (Indian medaka), 1344 nucleotides long. Its product is annotated as cytosolic 5'-nucleotidase 3. The record is from RefSeq and is a predicted model, not a curated record. Gene Ontology annotation, molecular function: magnesium ion binding; 5'-nucleotidase activity. Lineage: Eukaryota; Metazoa; Chordata; Actinopteri; Beloniformes; Adrianichthyidae. Gene Ontology annotation, cellular component: cytoplasm. The transcript is spliced from 9 exons. Bases 285 to 1154 code for a protein of 289 amino acids.